AUGUCGAUCAUCAAAGAUCUGGGGAAGGUGAAAAGCUUGAGUGUAAUUGCGACAAGUCAUUUCCAGAAUACACAGAGUAGAAUGGGCAGAUCAGUGCGACGAAGGAGCGCGCCUUUGUCACCCACAAAGAGCCGAGAAACAACCACCUCUCCACACCAAACCCGCCAAUCGAGUCGGAUCUCAAGCCGCGAGCCUCGGAACGUACAUCGAGCCCAGCAUGACCAAUAUCAAGGCAUCCUUGAACCAGUGGUUGAAGAUGCGGAUACAAUCCUCGUCGUACCGAGCAAGCCUGUGCUUGAUGCUGGUAGCGAACACCUCAGUGACGUCGACAAGGACAGCGUAGCGAGUGAUAUCGCGCUUUGCGACAGCGAUGUCAGUGAUGACCUGGAAAGAGAGCCCAUCCUUGAAAGUCUUGAGGAAAUCGGUGAGGAUGUAUCGAAACUCAUGAAACACUUCCAUUCAGCCGCGGUCGAUCAAGUCAUCAGCGAAGCACAAGACGUCACGACAGACCGCAGCCGUGCGAUCAAUAGGUUUGCACGCAAGCUCGAUAUCGAUCUGGAAGUAUGCGGCCGAGAACAUAGAAAAUUCCUGCAAGUGGAACGUCUUUUGAGAGUCUUGGAUGAUCAUACUAGUGUUCUUGAGGCACGAGAGAUAUUGACUAGAGCCAACCUUGCCAUAUUUGUCUCUAAAAUUGUCGACGCAGGAGUCUAUGCACCGGAAUCCGAAGCGCGUUCUUUAUUGCAAUACCUUGGUUAUAGUCUGUCAAAGCUCUUUCCGCAUUCAUUCGUUACCAUCGACGAAGGCAAGAACUUCUGGAGUGACACAAUCAGGCUUGGCGUCUCGAUACUGACGCAAUGCUUCAUUAUCAUUGCAGAAUCCGCGAGGGAUGCAAGCGAUAUUGACCCUGAAGAGAUCCUCGACGCAUUGUUCGAUGAUUCGGAAGACGGUUCCAAUGGCUUUCCGUUACUACAGAAUGUCCGCUUAAAUAGAGUGAAAGAGAAGCGACUGAGUGAAAUCAGAAGAUAUGUUACAGGUUCCGAACGAGUACACAUUGAUCUUCCUGGACUUCGAAAGAAGUAUGAAUGGAGGUCCUUUGUAGCGAUGGCAGUGCGAUGGGCUGUGGCUCGAGACGAGCAGCUCGCCCGACGCAUAGCAGAAAGAGGAGUUGCGGACCCGAAUAUCAGAAUUCGUGAAGGUAGCGAGGAAAUAUCUGUCAUGGCUGUACAGGAUAAUGAGGAUCAGCGUAAGGGCAAGUCUAAGGAGGACAUCGCGCUGGAAGUAUCUAGUGCUUACAACAGAGAAGUGGAUAGAAGACUUGAGGACACGGAGGAGGAGUCGGUCUACGAGCCAGAGACACAGCGGCUAUCUCCAGGACACACGAUCAACACUCAAGGCCCUCAUCCUGCGAGCGUAGAACGGUACCGACUUGCAGCACAAACUCUUUUAAACUCUCCUGGGAAACAAUUUCAACAUCGAAGCGCAAUUUCUGAGUCACCACAACCACAGUUAGGGGAUCAAGACGACAUGGUGUUUUCCGUAAAAGACGACAAUGAGAUCGACCUUCCUGAUGCAACAAGCGAGCAUUCUGUCGAGCCUGAAUCUCUAGUCCAGUCGACAAGAGCAGUGUCUGUGCCCAGGCCAGAAUCACAAGCACGAAACGAGGUUCCUCGAGUUGUGGCGCCUCAAAAGAACGCGGCUGACUGGAUAGAUAAUCCUUCGCCAGAAGUCCGUGAAGUCCUUGCUGAGAAACACAGACAGGAACAAAUCGGCCAAAAAGGAAAAGAGCUCGGAGCACAGAAACCGGGCUUUCUCCAUCGCCAGCUGGAUGCUGUGCGAGAAAGAUUUGACCAAGACACUCAGGCACAGAACCACAACAAGAAACAUCCUGUCGUCGAAGAUGAUGAGAGUGAUGCUGGGUACGAGUCGGACUCUAGACCAGCGAAGAGACCUCGCAGUGCCACCAGCAAAGUGCCUGCUGCUAGAGCACCAUCUCCUGCACAACGCGACAGUCCUGGGUAUGCUGGAAUGGUCUCCCCAUCGCCAGAGCCGGAAGUGCAACAAUCGCGCAAGCCUGGCGCCUCGGAUAAGCCCUCAGGACGCCAGCACCAUCAUAGAGAGCCGCAGGGUCAACCUGGACCUUCUUCUGCGCCACAAAUUCAACACACCGGUCGCACUGCCUCGUCAGCACAUUUUCAAGACGAUGCUAUACCUAGCACUGCCCCUCCAACUUCGUCCUUCCCAAACUUCAACGAGAUCUCAUCGACUGCUCGAGAGAAUAUGCAGGAUAUACGGCGGAUACAAGAGGCUGAUACAGGCAUGAGGAUACAGACACGCAAGGCGACCGUACGCUGGACGGAUGCAGAGAACGAACGGCUGAUGGAGCUUAUGGCGAAUUUUUCUUGUCAGUGGGCGACUAUCAUGGCGGCCGAUGCUGACAUGCCAACGCCAAUGCUGCAAGGAAGAAACCAAGUUGCGUUGAAGGAUAGAGCGAGAAACAUGCUGAUGACUAUGUUGAGGGCUGAAGAGUUACCUCCUCCUUUUAUGCUUGGGGUAACACUCAAGAAGGCUGAGGUGCAGAAGCUGAUGGCUGAGAAGAUUCCCGUGCCAGAUCGCUAUCGGCUAAAGAAUUGA
Messenger RNA from Lithohypha guttulata, 2631 nucleotides. RefSeq lists its product as uncharacterized. The record is from RefSeq and is a predicted model, not a curated record. NCBI's taxonomy places the organism in Eukaryota, Fungi, Ascomycota, Eurotiomycetes, Chaetothyriales, Trichomeriaceae. The transcript has 2 exons. The coding region runs from base 1 to 2631 and encodes 876 amino acids.